AUGCGGCUUGAGUGGGUUCUCAUAUUAUUCGCGGUGGCCUCUGGCGAACCAAAACGAAAGCGGUUGCGCAGUCCUCAGGACAGACCACCAAUUGAACUACCAAAUUACGACUAUGAAUAUCCAGAUGAAUACGACACCGUCGACAUCACAUCGCCGCAACCGAUUGGUGAAUUUCUUUGUAAUACGCACUUUCCUCUUCCUCGUGAAAAACAGUAUAUUGGUUCUACUAAGCGUUUUAUAUAUUGUCAUUUUGCAGAUCCCUUUUCUUGCCGACAUAACUCUACAUGGUAUCGUGAGGGAGACACAUUUGUUGAUGGUUGUCGCCAGUGUAAAUGCAUUGCUAACAAUAUUGAGUGUACUAGUGAAGGCUGCGUUGUAGCGCCUUCAUCAGGUCCAACGGGUGAUCAGGGCGAAUUCGGAACACCAGGAAUACCGGGUGAAAGAGGUGCUCCUGGACCAGCUCCUGAUUUGAUCUCAUACACAUCGCAGUUGUCGGAGGCAUUUGGAGAGAAAGGUCCCGGACCUGCCGACUCUUUUCAAUAUGUGCAGUCGCAAGUGGGACCAGCGGGACAGCGUGGAUCACAAGGGCCACAAGGUCCGUCCGGUCCACAAGGCUUUCAAGGCAUUCGUGGUGAGACGGGACUACCAGGUCCACCAGGUACUACGGGGCUUACAGGUCCACGUGGUUUACCAGGAAUUCCGGGUAAGGACGGAUUCUCCGGAGAUGACGGAGAAGCAGGUCCUCAGGGACCACCAGGACCACCAGGAGCGCGUGGGUUGCCUGGCAUGCCAGGUUUGCCCGGUAUAAAAGGUCAUCGAGGAUAUGAUGGCUUGGAAGGUGCCAAAGGCGAUAUGGGUUCUCCCGGAGAAAAAGGUGCGUCAGGAGGGCAAGGACCUAUGGGUCCACCAGGACCAAUAGGGCCAAUAGGAUCAAGAGGAGAGCGGGGGCGUGAGGGUCCACCAGGGCCCCCAGGUAUACGCGGCAUAGACGGUGUUGCAGGACUAGUAGGUCCACCGGGUUUAGUUGGAAAAUCCGGUGCUCCGGGUUUUCCUGGCCCUCCAGGACCUAAGGGCGACAGAGGACAUGUGGGUGAAAAAGGAUCACAAGGGUUGCAAGGCCCGCGUGGCGAAGCAGGUCAUCCUGGACACACUGGAGAACCUGGUCCACCUGGAAAUCCGGGUCAAGAUGGACUCGUAGGCGAAAAAGGCGCUAUUGGACUCCCUGGUGUUGCUGGACCACCAGGUUUUCCAGGUGUACGUGGUCAACCUGGAUUGACUGGGGAAAUUGGCCAUCCAGGCUUAAGAGGACCUACUGGAGUUCCUGGUGAUCGUGGAAUAAAAGGAGAUACUGGAGACAAGGGAGAGAUGGGCUUACCAGGACUUCGUGGUUUACCAGGAGCUCAGGGUGGCGAAGGUGCUCGUGGAAAACGCGGUAUGAGGGGGGCAACUGGUCCCCAAGGGCCACAAGGUGAGCGCGGUGUUUCAGGACCAAUAGGACCACCAGGUUUAGAUGGUUCUAUCGGCGCAAAAGGCCAAGCUGGAGAACAAGGCAUUCAGGGUAUCAUUGGACCUAAAGGAACAGUAGGCAAUACAGGCCCACCAGGAUUACCAGGUCUCCAAGGAGCACGUGGUAUUAUUGGUCGUAUUGGUGUUCCCGGAAAACCAGGGGUGCCUGGUGAAAGGGGUAUCCCAGGAGCAGAUGGAAAAGUAGGGGAAAAAGGACCACAGGGUAUUCAGGGUUUGCCAGGGCCCAUUGGAAAACCCGGCGAUAAAGGACUGGUUGGAGAACCGGGAAAAAACGGUGAGCCUGGUACUCAAGGAGUAACAGGUCCAAGAGGAGAUUCUGGCAAAGAAGGUUUACCUGGUCCACCAGGAUCUCCUGGCCCACCUGGAACUGUUGGACAACGUGGAAUAACCGGUCCUGUAGGACCAAGGGGAUUCCAAGGCUUACCUGGACAGCCAGGUGUCGCCGGCAAGCCAGGGAAAGACGGUGAAACUGGAGUUGCAGGUCAACCAGGCACACCGGGUCCAAUUGGAGUACGUGGUGAGCGCGGUUUGCCGGGAGAACGUGGUGCUCAAGGUCUACCAGGAUCGCCUGGACUGCGUGGUGAGACAGGCCAAACAGGUCAUGAUGGUGUGCCAGGUGCACCAGGACCUAUAGGUUCGAAGGGACAUCAGGGUGCUCCUGGAAUGAUAGGACUUCCAGGCAUUCGCGGAUUUCCCGGUGUUUCGGGUGAGAAAGGUGAACGUGGUGCAAUUGGAUUACAAGGUUCUGAGGGUGCCCAAGGCCGUCCCGGUGAACCAGGGUUGCAAGGAAGUACGGGGCCACCAGGUUUACCAGGUGAGCCUGCUGAUAGAGGUGAACCUGGUGUUCGUGGAUCUCCCGGGGAACGCGGAGCGCCUGGAAGUAUUGGUGAACGUGGUCCAACUGGGCUACAAGGACCUCCUGGCUUCCCAGGGGCUACUGGAGCUGUAGGAAUGGCUGGUGUUAAGGGUGAUAGAGGAAUAACAGGACCGAAAGGAGAACAAGGAGUUCCAGGUGGCCUAGGACCCACCGGAGAACCUGGAUUAAUUGGUCCAAUGGGACUUAUGGGAGGUAAAGGGGCUCGUGGAGAACAGGGUAUUCGUGGGGAGACAGGUCUUAUUGGUUUACCGGGUCGUCCAGGAGAGCCUGGACAACCAGGUCAGCCUGGUAAUCAGGGUCUCCCUGGACAAAUUGGAUUACCAGGUGUAAAGGGCAGUGCAGGGGACAUUGGUCGACCGGGUGCAGUAGGGCAUGCAGGGCCUUCUGGAGCUCCUGGAAUAAAUGGUAUGAAAGGUGAGCCAGGAAAUGAGGGCCCUUCAGGUCCGAUUGGUCCUCCAGGAGCGCCUGGAGUUAUUGGAGAUAGAGGAAUGCCAGGAUUACCGGGCGCAGUUGGUCUUGUGGGACCACGCGGAAUGCGUGGAGCACCUGGGGAACCUGGUUUGCCGGGAAAAGUUGGUUUAUCCGGAGCACAAGGCAUUUCGGGACCUCCGGGUCCACAAGGAAUCCCAGGAAUGAUAGGAGAGAUAGGACCAGAAGGUCAACCUGGUAAACCGGGCACCGCAGGAAUAGCGGGUCGCACAGGAGACAAAGGGCCUCCAGGGACACCAGGACAAGAUGGUCUACUAGGACCUCCAGGAGUACCAGGACCUAUAGGUCUUACAGGUCCAAAGGGACAUACAGGUGAACGAGGAGUUCCUGGACAUCCAGGUCCUCAAGGCGUUGAUGGACUUCCUGGAACACGUGGAAAACCUGGCCCACCGGGUGCUGAAGGUGCCAAAGGAGAACAGGGAAUUACAGGUAGCCCGGGUGUAAAAGGUCAUAGAGGAUUUACUGGUUUAACAGGUAGUGUAGGACCUCGCGGGCCUCCAGGAGAUAAAGGUCCCAUUGGAAAUGAUGGGCCACCUGGAAAGCCGGGCGAUCAAGGUAGUAGAGGUGCAACUGGACUUGACGGUUUGCCUGGGAGACCAGGAAACUCUGGUGCAAUGGGUCCGAGGGGCCCUACUGGAGCAGAUGGCAAACCAGGAGCACCAGGACCCCCAGGACCACCCGGACCACCAGGCCCUAUAUCCGAAACUCUGGACUACAAUGCAGCCACCUUGGCUGCGAUAAUGAGCCAAGGAAGUUCUACUAAAGGUCCGCCUGAUAUGCAAGCUGAUGAAAACCCGGAAGUUUUUAUGCUAAGAGCUUAUAAACAUCUCAAAUCCACUAUAGAAGCUAUACGGGCUCCAAAUGGUGAUAAGAAAAGUCCCGCUCGCACGUGUCGUGAUUUGGCAGCUGCCCAUCCUAACCUACCUUCUGGAGAAUUUUGGAUCGAUCCAAAUGCUGGUGAUAUACGCGACGCAAUUCUGGUACGAUGCAACAUGGAGGAUAAGACAACAUGUAUAACCCCCUCUCCUGCUAUCUUUGCACCGGUGGCACCACGUGGUGUUGCAUGGCUUAGCGAAGCAGGCAUAAUACCUUCUUACAAAAUCGAUUCUCAACAGCUGGCUUUUUUACAACUUCUGUCAACUAAAGCGACUCAAAACAUUACAAUACAUUGUCGAAAUCAUAUAGUAGCACAGGAUGAGCGCUCCACUUUUAGAAAGGCUGUGACAUUGCUAGCAUGGAAUGAUGCAGAAAUCACAUCUAGAGGAAAUCCUUGGUUACGCUAUGAAGUACUGCAAGAUGGUUGUAAAUCACGAGAUGAUAUAUGGGCAAGCACGACGCUCAGCUAUAAUACCACCAAGACGGCAAGAUUGCCGAUAAUGGAUAUAAGCACCCAUGAAGAUGAUGAUUCAAAACGGCAAAUACGCCUCGAAGUAGGUGAAGUGUGCUUCUUCUGAGAUGGAAUCAAUGACUAGAAUAAACAAAUUAUUAAUUAUUCUGUACUUCAUAGUUAAAUAUCUAAGCAAACAAAUAAAAGUUUUAAACCAUAGUUAUUCUCAAAUAUUUGUAUAACUUCCUUAAUGGCACCAAAUAACAAAAACUGCCAAGGAAAUAUUUUCCUUCCAAAAUAUAUGGAAAGAACGAAAUGUUUAUAAUUUUAAAUGUCAAUUAAAAUUUGAUCAGAACUAUAAACGUCUAGUUCUUUAUAAAAAAAAUUAAACUUAUAUUAAACGUGUAAAUAAUGGUCUAUGUAAUUUAACUGAUUUCUUAUUUCGGUUCAAAAUAGUUACGAAUUUAGCAUGUCACUUCACGCUUUCCAUAGUUGAUACUGGCGGCCGCCCGGCGGGUGCUAUUGUGAAUUACGGAUAAAAUACCAGCGAGACGGCUAUUCA
Phlebotomus argentipes is the source of this 4782-nucleotide messenger RNA. RefSeq names its product collagen alpha-1(I) chain-like. The record is from RefSeq and is a predicted model, not a curated record. Bases 1 to 4347 code for a protein of 1448 amino acids. The transcript is spliced from 4 exons. Lineage: Eukaryota; Metazoa; Arthropoda; Insecta; Diptera; Psychodidae. Gene Ontology annotation, molecular function: extracellular matrix structural constituent.